This is a messenger RNA of Mangifera indica (mango), 618 nucleotides long. Its product is annotated as ribulose bisphosphate carboxylase large chain. The annotation marks the transcript as partial. The record is from RefSeq and is a predicted model, not a curated record. The transcript is spliced from 2 exons. Gene Ontology annotation, molecular function: magnesium ion binding; ribulose-bisphosphate carboxylase activity. NCBI's taxonomy places the organism in Eukaryota, Viridiplantae, Streptophyta, Magnoliopsida, Sapindales, Anacardiaceae.
AUUGACCUACUUUGUGAGGAAGCUAUUUAUAAAGCGCAGGCUGAAACAGGUGAAAUUAAAGGUCAUUACUUGAAUGCUACUGCAGGUACAUGCGAAGAAAUUAUUAAAAAGGCUAUGUGUGCAAGAGAGUUGGGAGUUCCUAUCAUAAUACAUGACUACUUAACAGGGGGAUUCACCACAAAUACUAGCUUGACUCAUUAUUGCGGAGAUAAUGGUCUACUUCUUCACAUCCGUCGUGCAAUGCAUGCAGUUCUUGAUAGACAGAAGAAUCAUGGUAUGCACUUUUGUGUACUAGUUAAAGCUUUAUGUCUGUCUGGUGGAGAUCAUAUUCAUGCCAGUACAAUAAUAGGUAAACUUGAAGUGGAAAGAGACAUAACUUUGGGCUUUGUUGAUUUAUUACGUGAUGAUUUUAUUGAAAAAGAUUGAAGCCGUGGUAUUUAUUUCACUCAAGAUUGGGUCUCUUUACCAGGUGUUCUGCCUGUGGCUUCAGGGUACAUGUACAGGUUGUUCUAUGUGAAAGAAGAAUCAACUUCAACUGCAAUGUUGGACUGGGGAUUCUUCAAGAUAAAUUUUGAACCAUUAGACUCACUUGUUGAUUUCUUCUUGACAGAUUAUUAG